CUUCCUGACAUUCCAAUUCACUAAGCAAGCAUUUCUUCUCUUAUCUUCGUUUGAGAGAAGAUGGGGAGGUUUUCAAAGAAUGUACGUGUUUUCAGUGCAUUGGCGAUAAUGGCGGUGUUGGUUGUUGGAGCUGUAGAAGCACGCCGUAUCGAGAAAGAUAGCUUUGUUGAUAACAUUGGUAGUGGUGGAGGUUUUGGAGGUGGCGGGGGCCUAGGCGGCGGUGCUGGCGCUGGUGGGGGACUAGGCGGCGGCGGUGGUGCUGGAGCAGGCGGGGGGCUAGGUGGUGGCGGCGGUGCUGGUGCUGGUGGUGGAGCUGGAGGGGGACUGGGCGGCGGUGGAGGUGCUGGCGCUGGUGGAGGGUUUGGUAAGGGUGGUGGACUUGGGGGUGGUGCUGGUGGAGGCGGUGGACUUGGUGGUGGUGGCGGUGCUGGAGGUGGUGCUGGUGCUGGCGGAGGGUUUGGUAAGGGUGGUGGACUUGGUGGCGGUGCUGGAGGUGGUGCUGGCGGCGGUGUUGGGGGUGGUGCUGGUGGUGGUGUUGGUGGUGGUGCUGGCGGAGGUGGUGGACUUGGUGGUGGUGGCGGUGCUGGAGGUGGUGCUGGUGCUGGCGGAGGGUUUGGUAAGGGUGGUGGACUUGGCGGCGGUGCUGGAGGUGGCGCUGGCGGCGGUGCUGGUGGUGGUGCUGGAGGAGGUGGUGGACUUGGUGGCGGUGCUGGAGGUGGUGCUGGUGGUGGCGUCGGUGGAGGGUUUGGUAAAGGUGGUGGAGUUGGUGGCGGUGCUGGUGGUGGUGCUGGCGGCGGUGCUGGAGGAGGUGGUGGACUUGGUGGUGGUGCUGGAGGGGGUGCUGGAGGAGGUGGUGGACUUGGUGGUGGUGCUGGAGGCGGUGCUGGUGGUGGCGCCGGCGGAGGGUUUGGUAAAGGUGGUGGAGUUGGUGGUGGCGCUGGUGGCGGUGGUGGAGUUGGUGGCGGUGGCGGUGCUGGAGGUGGCGUUGGCGGAGGGUUCGGUAAGGGUGGUGGAGUUGGUGGCGGUGCUGGUGCUGGUGGUGGUGGAGGAGUUGGAGGUGGGUCUGGUGGCGGUGGAGGAUUCGGAGGUGGGGCCGGGGGAGGUGCUGGAGGUGGUAAAGGUGGUGGUGGUGGUUUUGGAGGUGGAGUUGGAGGAGGUGAAGGUGGUUUUUAGUUUUAGAUAUAGAAGAGUCUGCUCUACGUGUAACUCCAUGCAACUACUGCAUGAAUGUAUGCUCAGUGUCCCUCCAAUAAAUAAUUGGCUAAUGAAAUAAAUAGAUGUUUCUUUCUA
Messenger RNA from Magnolia sinica, 1290 nucleotides. Its product is annotated as glycine-rich cell wall structural protein-like. NCBI's taxonomy places the organism in Eukaryota, Viridiplantae, Streptophyta, Magnoliopsida, Magnoliales, Magnoliaceae. The record is from RefSeq and is a predicted model, not a curated record. The coding region runs from base 61 to 1173 and encodes 370 amino acids. The transcript has a single exon.